CAAGCCCAUCAUGGCCUGGGGAGGCGGCGGCGGCGGCGGCGAGAGUCGAGGCUGAGCAGGCGAAGCCGCCACCAGACGACCCCCCGCCGCCGCCCGGACCCCCAGAAGGGCGGGAACAUGGAUGCGGGCCCCUCGCCGGGCUCCAGUCUGAAGGAUGUGAAGUGGAGCGCCGUGUCUGUCCCGCUGGACCUGCUGGUGAGCACCUACCGCCUGCCUCAGGUCGUCAGGCUGGAAGGCGGAGAAGCUAUAGAAGGUCUUAGGGAGAGUGAUUACCUUUUGAUUCAUUCAUGCCGACAGUGGACCACAAUUACAGCUCACAGUCUGGAGGAGGGACAUUACGUCAUAGGGCCGAAGAUAGAAAUCCCUGUGCAUUAUGCUGGGCAGUUUAAGCUGCUGGAACAAGACCGUGAUAUUAAGGAGCCAGUGCAGUAUUUUAACAGUGUGGAGGAGGUGGCUAAAGCAUUUCCUGAACGAGUUUACGUCAUGGAGGAAAUAACAUUCAACGUUAAGGUGGCUUCUGGUGAAUGCAACGAAGACACCGAGCUUUACAACAUCACCCUCUGCACGGGAGACGAGCUGACGUUAAUGGGGCAAGCGGAAAUCCUCUAUGCAAAAUCUUCCAAGGAGAAGUCGCGGCUCAACACCAUCUUCAAGAAAAUCGGGAAGCUCAAUUCCAUCAGCAAGCUGGGCAGAGGCAAGAUGCCGUGCCUGAUCUGCAUGAACCACAGGACCAACGAGAGCAUCAGCCUUCCUUUCCAGUGCAAGGGCCGCUUCAGCACGCGCAGCCCCCUGGAGCUGCAGAUGCAGGAGGGCGAACACACCAUUCGCAACAUCGUGGAGAAGACCCGGCUGCCCGUGAACGUGACUGUGCCCAGCUCUCCGCCCCGAAACCCUUACGACCUGCAUUUUGUCCGCGAGGGGCACCGCUACAAGUUUGUCAACAUUCAGACCAAGACUGUGGUGGUUUGCUGUGCGCUGCACAGUAACAAAAUCAUUCCCAUGCACUUCCCUUUGCAUUUGGCUCUUCCAAAGUUCACGCUCCCCGAAAGCCUUGUGAAAGGGGAGGUGGGUCACGAAGCCUUUGUCAAGCACUGGUUCAGUCUCUGCCAAGAGCAGUUUGACAUCGACGAGUAUUCCCGCGGCGUGAGAGAUGUGAAAGCCGACUGGAAUGAAGAGUGCAAAAGUCCACAGAAAGCCCGGCCCCACUGCCACAACCACAUGCCAAACUCUCUUAGCUACGCUCGGGAUGAGUUGACGCAAUCCUUCCACCGCCUCUCGGUUUGUGUUUAUGGAAACAACCUCCAUGGAAAUAGUGAGGUGAACCUUCACGGCUGCAGGGACUUGUGCAACGAGUGGGCUUUAUUCUCCCAUGAUGCCCUGCAGUGCCAGGACUCGGGCGAUGGCAGCAGCGACUACCUGUUCCCUGAAGUUUGUGAAGAAUCGUUGUGUUUACCUACCAAACCGGAACUUCCUUAUGAGGAACUGUGGCUGGACCAGGGGGGUGGGAAAAUGAGUGAUCAGCCUCUCACUCGCUCACAAAGUGAGAAGAACAAAUGUGACAGCUAUAGGAGUUCUUUCCGGUCCAAGUGUGGCAAUUCUUCUCUUCCAGCACCUGGGCCUAUAACAGUAACAUCAAAAUCUCCAGAAGUUUCCCUACCUCCACCACCUGUGCCUCCUAAAUCAGAAGCAGUCAGAGAAGAAUGUAGACUCCUGAAUGCCCCUCCUGUUCCUCCACGAAAUUCAAAGCCAACAUCCACCAGUCCAUCUGUUCCUCCGCGGGCAAACAAACCAGCGCGGCAGCAGACUCGUUCUCCUAGUCCAACACUCUCAUACUAUUCAUCAGGGCUGCACAACAUCAGUGCUGCAGAAGGAGAAGCUGAGUCUGCCUCCGAGAGUGCUCCUGUUGCUUGCUAUCCGUGCAGCACAGUGAAGGCUGACCUACAAGAUUUUGGCAACCUACUGCCUUUUGGAAGCCCCUCUGCUGAUGCUCUGUCCUCCAGGCUGUCGUGGCCAAAUCAUUGUUCCGGAGCUGCUGAAGGCCUUAACAGGGGUGAAUUCCUAUUGGACCCAAGCAGGAGUUACAGUUAUCCAAGACAGAAGACUCCUGGCACACCAAAGAGAAACUGCCCAGCAACUUUUACAUUUGACUUGGAUAGAAGUGAAUUUCCUGUAGGGGACACCCUGCCAGCUGCAGCAGAACCUGGUUGUGCAGUGCCCACUUGCCCAAAGUCAGCGAGUUACUCUCUCGAGUGCACCGAUGAGAAGAGCCUGGCAGUCAGUAGCACACCGCAGUCUCUCUCAUGUCCUGCCUUACCCCCUCGUGCACCAAAAGCGGCAGAUGAGAAGCCCGGCCUUGACUUGUGUCCCCUGCCUUUCAGAAUAGAUGGUGCCGAGGAAGAACCGCAGGCAGGCUCGCCAGACCUUUCUGAAGAUCAGUACCUUGGCAAAAAGGGCAUGCAAGACAUCUUUGCCAUCCCUUAUCCUUUCUCAUCUCCCCUCCACCUUCAGCUAGCACCAAGGUCCUGCGGUGACGGCUCUCCUUGGCAGCCCCCUGUGGAUCUGUCUGGACUUUCAAUAGAGGAAGUUUCUAAAUCUCUGAGGUUUAUAGGUUUAUCUGAGGAUGUCAUAUCCUUUUUCGUUACAGAGAAGAUUGACGGCAACUUGCUUGUUCAGCUCAAUGAAGAGAUCCUUUUGGAGGACUUCAAGCUAAGCAAGUUGCAGGUUAAGAAAAUACUGCAGUUCAUUAAUGGCUGGCGACCUAAAAUGUAGUGCUACGAAGCCGGUGCAAUAAAACUCAGAGAGAGGUGUGCCAGAAGCACCGGGGCUAACACACAGUCUCUCAUUUUUGUUUUUGUUUUUGCACUAAAAUCCUCUGUUGCUCUUAUGUAAAUAUAGUAGCAGGAAAAAAAACAUUCUUACUAUGCAGAUAUUCUGAGUGGUGAGCAGACUCUUUUGUACAUAGUAGAAACAGGGAGGUGUGCCUUGUGCAUCCCUGAACAUUCAGAAGCUGCUAAACAGUGGGCUUUAAAGGGAAUUUAAUUUGUACUCAGUGUAGUCUAUUAAGACAUUAUAUUUAUUAUUAUUGAUUAGGCAAAGCUGAACAGCACACAAAUCACCUUGAUUUUUGUGUGUUUACCAAUAAAUGUAUUUCCUCUUGGGGGUUUUUUUUGUGUUCUGAUGGCUGCAUACCUUGCCUUCAGUUCUGAUUUAUCCAAUGGUUAGUGUCCUUCUCCCACUCGUUCUAAUUGUUGGGAUAGCAUUCCUUUUAUAUGUGGGUUGUGAUUAGAACCCUUUUCUGAAUGAAUCCAUCUUCCAGAAGGAAAUUCAAACCGCAAAAAAAACCGACGAAGGAUUUAGUAGCUUCGUGUCACCUCCAGAUGAGUGCAAAUUUCUCAUUGAAAAGGCAAUACAAGUUCGCCACUUAUUUCUCUGCCUAGUUGAAAACAGGGUUGGUUUUUAUAGAGUUGUUGGCCUUUAGGAGAGCAAUACUUACCGGUAAUCCUCUGCUCUUAAAUCUCUUGUGAGCUGUCACUGCCCUGCUCACACAUGCAGUUUUCCUUUCUGCCUUGUUAUCCACCUGUGGCCUCUCUUUCUGCUCAGUUAUAAUUUACAGGGCGAGGAGGGGAAAAGAGAGGUAGCAAAAAACACAUUCAGCUUCUACACACAUGUAUUUAUAAAGGGGCAAUGAUCUAUGAACGCAGCAUAAUUUUCAACCUAAUAGCACUUGAGGGAGAAGGAAGGCCUUGGUCUUUCAUAUAGCUCUGUGGGAGGGGCAGGAUUUGGGGUAGUUCAGCCCAAACAGUUUAGAAGUCAUAGCCCUACCAAUCUACUUCUCAGAAUGGCCCCAGUUUGAUUUACCAUCGUACUGUUUCCCUUAGAAACUAUCGCAAUCAAGGCAGGUAUUCUUUUUUACCCAGUCAAGUUCUCUUGCAUAGCAGAUAACAGAUACAGAAAGGGAGAGAAUAAGCACAGGUUCCUUUCAGUGUUGGGGAGCAAAGGGGUUCUGAAAUGCAGAAAUGUGCUGUUCCGAAAUGUGCUGUUUGUUUUACAGAUUUUGGAAAAGGUUUUGUAUUAGAGAAACAAAGAAAGAUUUGGAUUUAAAAUGUGAUUGAAACUACUUUGCAUUCAAUCUGAGCAAAUUUUGAUGGCUUACAUUAGUACAAAUAACUGUUAGAGAACAAUGCACCCAUUGUCUUGGGUGUAAAAUGCACACAAGGUGAGAAUGAUCUGCCUUGGAGUGCAAGUUUUCAGGAAAUAAGACACAGAUGCAGCAGUUCAGUGGUUCAUCCUAGAUGCUUUGUAUUGCUGCUGCUUCUCUAAGGUUUCUUUAAAAAACCAUAAUUAGGAAAGAGUGAAACCUAAACACUAACCUAAAUUAAACAUUUCACAUUUCCCAAAACUAAAUCUAGUCUAAUCAAAAUUAAGCUGAUUAAAUGAUGAUUAAGAAAUGUUUAGAGGAAGUAGAAUAGUUGAGGUUACCCUCCUAUUCUUGAAAUAAUAUAUGGAUGUUUUAGGAUCCUAAUCUAUUAAAUGCAUUUGACUAUUUAAAAAGUGGGGUGAGGAGAAUGCACAUGGUGUGUGAUGUAUUUACCCAGCCAGCCUGUUUUCAUUAUGCUAGACAACAAAUACAUCGAAGUCUUAGGAAGGGAAUCCAGGUCUUAACACAACACUACUAAUCCCAUUGCUUAUUCAUAAGAGUUAAACAGCUAGGAUAAAGGAUUUCAUGUUUGUAUUUAAAGCUUCCCCACCACCACCACCACCCAAUCCUUAAUGCAGUGUUCCUUAAUGUGAUAUUUUCAUUAAUUUUUCUUCAGUUAUCUUUGUUCAUUGGGAAAAAAAUGACUUAGGAGGCUUACAGAAGACUGCAUGCUGUAUUUGUGGGAGAAAGCUGAAGAACGUUCUUGCCAUUAGGGGGGAGAUUGUAAACUGCUUAAUUUAAAAAAACACAACAAAACACUUUGGGGACUUGAUUAAAAGUACUUUCUCCAUAGAUGAGUAGACUAGUGUAGUUAGGUGGAUUCUCAUGUGAGAAGUCAGUGAUGAUCCCAGGAUUAUCAUGAUGCAAUGUCCCCCCCCCCCCGGUAUCUCAUAGGAUUGCAAGCACUUCAGUGGCCAAGUCCAGCACUGGACUGCAUUUUUAUAGGAAGAAAUUCUAUGGGGGAAAGCCUGUACUUUAACUUCAGUGGCCCAGUUCACAUGGAAUGCUAAACCAUGGGAUAACCCUAUGUGCACAAUCUGGAAUGAGCCCAAGGCUCUAAAGAACAUUACCAGAACUUACUUUUAUUUUCCCUUAAUGUUGGCUUGUGCUAUCCAUUGUUCCUUCUUACUUACCGGUGCUUUUUUCUGAGGGUAAUCAAGGUGCACAGUACCGACACCUUUUUUUCUAGAAGCACUGAUGAGCACCAUGGUUUAGUGUUAUGUGUGAAUAUGGCCAAUGGUUUUCGUUAACGUAAGGAAAUUAAUGGAAGGAAAGUUUCCUGACUCUUCCUUCCCUUGCAGCCUCCUGUGCCCCACGAAAAGACUCCCUAGAGCAGGCAUGGCCAAACUUGGCCCUCCAGCUGUUUUGGGACUACAAUUCCCAUCUUCCCUGACCCUUGGUCCUGUUAGCUAGGGAUGAUGGGAGUUGUCCCAAAACAGCUGGAGGGCCAAGUUUGGCCAUGCCUGCUCUAGAGAAUCAUUGACCCUUCUGAGCAAUAGGGGGGCCUGCUAAGGAAAGAGAAAAGCCUAAAACUGUCUUAGGAUCCAACUUCUCUUAGAUUCAACUUCUCUUUGCAUCCAAGCCAAGCCAACAUUCUUUCGGUUCAUUCAGACAAUCAUGUCAAACCAUUGUUGAGAAAUUUUAACUGUGGUUUGGCAUCAUAUAGCAAACCUUGGCAGUUGAGUGCCUAUCAGUCUGGAAGUUAAAUUGCAGUUGCCUGACAUCUUUGUUUGUGUUUUCAAAAAUCUAUUUGUACUUCAAGCAAGGGUUCCUGUGAUAGCUCCUCAGUGUAUAAUCCCUUGUGAUUUGAGAAGCGCUCACCACAUGGUUAAAAUCUUUUAAUAGUGAAGGGUUUGCAGGAUGUGGGGGGGGGAGGCAAUGUUUCCAAUUUCUAGCAAGUUUUCUCUUAAUGGAAAACAAUUCUGUGCUUUGGGCAACCUUAAUCCUACCAUAAUCUUAUGCAUGUUUCCUAGGAGUAAGCCUCAUUGAACACAGUAGGAUUUACUUCAAUAACAAGUGUUUAGGAUUGUAGUUCUGCUCUUGGUGUGGCAUCAAAGCAGUUAACAAUCUCAUACCUUAAUUUAAUUUACAAAUAAAUCCAUUCAGUUCGUAAGUGCUAUAUGGCACACUGAAUUUUACUCUGUUUCAUGUCUGGCCGUAACUUUAUUGCCUUCUGGGUCAUCAUAUUUAAGAAGUUAGUGAGAGCAGGUGUGGGAAACUGGUGACCUUUCAAAUGUUGCUGAACAACUUCCAGCAGCCCUAGCAAGCAUGGUCAAUGAAGCUGUAGUUCAGCAUCAUCUGGAGGGCCAAACAUUCCCCACACCUGACUUAGAGUGGUGAGAUUAGUAGCACACACACACUGCAUGUCCUUUUAUCCCAGACUUCGUAGUGACUCUCAUUUCUGCAUUGGAAUGUUGUUGGGUUUUUUCCCCAUAUUCUGUUCUCUGCCUCUGCUUCCACAGAUCAUUUUGUUGCCUUGUAGCGUUUUGAGAAUUCGUUUGUCCCACCAGCAUCCCCCAGUAAAAUAUUUUUAACAAUGUUAGUCCAUUGGCGGAUUAAUGGCUGAGGGAGCAUUCCUAAGCAUUUGUGCACCACCCAAGGAGCAAUACUAAUCCUUUCAACCCUGACCACUUACACAAGGACUCCAGUGUCUCCUCACUCCCAAAGUAUGUUCACAGAUCUUAUUUCUUGCAGGAUCAGAGAUAGAAUUUUUCCAUGAUGCCAUGCGAAUAGCAUUCAGAGCAAGGGGAAGCACCCAGGCUGGCAGGCAGCAUUCUUGCCAGGACAGUGCCUGCUCCUUGGCAGAUUGCAACAUAGGACUGGGAGGUGUAACAAGGACCUCUCAUAUGACGGAGUCCUCAGAGUUAACCAUGCAGCCUCCCAUAUAUAUUCUGAUUAAAAGGAGUAUCCCAUCUUAUAGCCCCUGGUGGUGGUGAUGAAUGAAACUUUAUUUGCGUCAGCCAUCGGCCAUAGCAACAACAAAAAAAUUAUGAUUUACACAGAACAAAAUAAAAAGUC
Podarcis muralis (Common wall lizard) is the source of this 7216-nucleotide messenger RNA. RefSeq names its product GRB2 associated regulator of MAPK1 subtype 1 (gene GAREM1). Lineage: Eukaryota; Metazoa; Chordata; Lepidosauria; Squamata; Lacertidae. The record is from RefSeq and is a predicted model, not a curated record. Gene Ontology annotation, molecular function: proline-rich region binding. Gene Ontology annotation, biological process: epidermal growth factor receptor signaling pathway; cellular response to epidermal growth factor stimulus.